Hypoxylon trugodes is the source of this 6372-nucleotide messenger RNA. RefSeq lists its product as uncharacterized. The transcript is spliced from 2 exons. Bases 233 to 5947 code for a protein of 1904 amino acids. Lineage: Eukaryota; Fungi; Ascomycota; Sordariomycetes; Xylariales; Hypoxylaceae. The record is from RefSeq and is a predicted model, not a curated record.
GUAACGGAUAUACCGGCGGUUCAUGGUAUAUAUAUAAGUGUAUUGUGGUGGCGCUUUGCUCUCUGGCAUGUAGCUUGCUUUGGGCAUUGGCCCAUUAUCAUGACCGCCCGCAUACCCUUUGGAAAUUCGUCAUUCCCAUUCCUAUCUACCUAGUCUACACCAUGUUGAAACAAUAUGGGGUGUUUCUAACCAUUGGAAUGUUCUUAACUAAUAAUAUCUUGUUUGAUAGAUCAUGACUGGUCCCAAAUCUAGUGACGAAGAUGAUCCCUCGGAUCCUCAAACUUCCCAGACCAGCUCCGCUACUAUACAGCAACAAAUACCCAAUUCUGCAACGGGAGAAACGCCAGCUCAGACGACGACGACGACUACAUCCAGUAAAGAUGGAACCCCUAAAGCUUCGCCGGCCGCUGGUCGUCCGCGGGCUACUACCGCAAAAGCACAACCUACUCUCCUCGGCGAUUUCUUGUUGGGUCGACCAUCCCCCGCUCGAGUCGCAGCAGACAGACAAGCCGCACGAGAAGCAGCGCAGGCACGGCGGAAGAGUCUGGAACAGGUGAGGCAUGAAAUGCGCCAAGCCUCCGUCUUAAGAAUUCAAGCUCCGGGAGGUGUCCACGACCGUGUCAAAAAAUGGCAGAAGACGAAUGCUGCGGCAAUGGCCGCUGCGGAUCCCUAUGCUACACCAACGGAGCCGAGCGAGAUAUACAUACAAGUUGACGAUGAAAGUGUGACUGAGGAAGAUCGAGUGAGGAUUAAGUCGCGACAAAAGAAAUCAAUGCCGAGAAGUGAACCAGAAAGCACUGCUGAUAGUACCGAGACUAAGAAAGGGAAUCAUGAGCUCUCGAAUGCGCCUAAGAAGCGGGUUGUUAGUGAUACCAAUUGGGUGAAGAACAAGAAGAAGAGCCCCCCGAGAAAUCAACCGCCCAAGACAAAACCGAACGAGAGCACUGGAUCUCCGUUGCCAAAAGAUUUCCUAGCACGAACGACUGCCAAUCCCUCCGUCUCCAAGAAGAUUCAAGACUGGGCAAGUAAAGUUGAGCUUCCCGAAGAAACUCCAGUCAAGCGGUCCAGUGCACCAAGACCGCCAAAAUCUUCUGGUAGCGGGGAUGGAAUUCGUGUGAGGCCUAUUACUUCUGAGAGUGAUAGUGUUAGUGGGAGAUCGGGGUCUACUCGUAUCACCAUUAGGACGGGUAACUCGAGAAAAUUUAAAGAGCCGGAAAAUGAUGGUAUUCGUGUGACACCCAUGACAAGCGAAAAGGAUACGACAAGUGAAAUAUCAGGAUCCUCUUGCGUUACUGCCGAAACCUCGAAACCACAAAAACAAGCGAAAGUUUUUGAUGAUGGUAUCCGCAUCAGGCCCAUCCGGAGCGAUGACGAUACUGCAAGUGGAAGAUCGGACUCUACUCGUCCCGUAGAAACACCAAACCCAAGAAAGCCUCGUGGAAAUGUCAGCGACGGUGACAAAGUCAAACCAAUCCAAAAACAAGUACAUCAGAACGACAGUCCUAAAGCCAAGUCGCGUGCUAAGUCUGUUCCAAAGUACCAUCCCAAGGCUUCUAAUCCUCAAGAGUCGGACUAUGCAACGACCGUCCGUGCAUCUUCAAGGCAGUCUUCAAGAAUACCAAGCACCCAUGAGACAAGUACCCACAGAGACCCAUCACGGUCAGAUUGGACGGAAGAUAAUAGAGAGUCAGAACCUCACAGCCCUCGAACGCCAACACGAGCGAGUACAAAGAAACCUUCUAAGCAGCAGCCAAAACCCGUUCAAAACCCUGUAGUGAGAAGUGAAGUGGAUACCGCGACAACAAUGACAGAAGAUGUAUCUGAUAGCGAGUCUUGGUCGAGCGAUUCAGUAUCAGACAUGCCGUUCAGUGUAUUACAGCAAUCCCUAGCAGAUAUACCCGUUGGGUACUCCGCGUUUAGCGAACUUGACCUACCCACGGGCUCUAAGAAGCGAGCAGCAAGACCGAAAACUAAGAGGCAACCCAGUUUCAAAGGCGCUACUAACGUCUUGAAGAAAGCGUUGACGGAAGGCAAGAAGAUUCUCACCGAGAAGGUUGAUCCUCCCAAACCUGUUCACAAUCAACCUCCCAACAUAGAGACAUGGCUGAAAGACACGCUGGAUCCUUUCGUGGAGUCAUCAUCUACAGCUGAACCCGAACAAAAACGGAAAGUUGAGUCAGAAUGGGUAGAUGAGAGUAAACCACGACACUCUCCCUCUUCUAAGCCCAAGCCUUUAAACCUUGCACCCCCCCUCGAGGUGAAGAGGAGUGAAGAAACGGUCGAGGUAAAGGAACUUGAGAAAUCCGAUCAUGACGAGCCUAGUAGGACCGAGACAUCAACACCAACAUCAACCGCCACCCCGGCUGGAUUGAAAAGGAGUCGAGCCACCAGGGUUUCUUCAACACCUUCAAAAAGCGGUAGCCGAAAGGGCUUUAAAGAGAAGCUCAUGGAUGCAUUCCGCGGGGAAUCGACUGGCCAUGGUUCACCACCCCUUGAGUAUCCAAGCUGUUCUGAAGUUAUAGAUCUCGAUGAAGAGCACGAAGAUGACCACCACGAGAGACGUCGUUCUUCGGGACCGAGAAGGAGCCCAUCUCCUGAUGACUAUGGUUCGUCGCUGUCAUCUGAAUUAACACAGCCAGCUCCACAUCAUGUCCAUCACAAACGUAAACCUCCGACAAACGGCUUUCAUGAAUUGUCAACAAUUGCAUCCGAAGUUGAAUCACGUAGUACGUUUCAGUCGGAGCUCUCGUCCAUAGUCUCCCAAUCAACAGUGACGGAGAGCACUGCCUUGACCAGGAGUUCAGCUGUGUCUCGCAGAAAAAGUCAUAAGUCGGGAAGUCUUAAGAGACGACUUACUAAACAUUCCGAUUUAAUAUCGGUUCUUUCGUUGCCUGAUGGGGCUUCGACACCUCAUAGAGGUAAUAGUCUCCGCUCUGCGCGCUGUGUAAGAAGGCCAUCCAAUCAUCUCCACAGCGCCACCUUGGAUGCACUUUUAUUGGAAUUUGAAGAUGACGAGGAUCUUUACCUGCGGGAGUUGAAGACCCUCGUGGAUGGCGUAAUCCCCGUCCUCCUAACACAAUUUGUAAACAACACUAGUCGAACACGCAAGGACCUCUUUGGAUGUCCACCAACCAAAUACAAGGAGGACACCCUCGACAAUGCAGUUGUUAAUAUGGGCAUCGCCCUCGACAACCUGCGGAACCACCACCGCCUCUGCCCCACGCUUACCGACGUCCACAAACUCCCUCAAUGGCUCGAAGCAGCCCAUCCUAUUUAUAACAAUUACCUUGACGUGUGGCGGCUUGGAUUCCAAGGAAUUAUCGUCAACUUGGCUCCUCGUUCACAUGAUGAUGCUGACUCUCUUAUCAAUGCAAUGCCCCGAAAUGAGCAAGGUGAUGUUCUCGAUGAAGACGGAGAACGCAUUGAUGUUGCUCAUUUGCUAAGACGCCCUCUUGUUCGUGUUAAAUGGAUCACCAAAUUUAUUAGGGGCUAUCGAACAAUUGCUGGAACGAGGGAGUUCGAAUCUCUCGCUGCUAAAUGGGAAGCAUUGCAGGAGAAGGCGAGGCGACGAAAUAAAGAAGAAAACGCCAGAGUCAUAGAUGAAGAUGCCAAAAAUACCGACACAUCCCGAGCUCGAGAUCUAGGGACUCUGGAAGCUUUAAGCAACGUCAGAAUCGAUCGUCUCCGACAGGUUUUCGCUAAAGAUACCUUCUCUUUAGACCUUCGCCACUCGAGCGGACAGCGACUCGGCUGCCAGGUCGAACUCAUCUUCAGAGACAACCAACUGUUUAAAUCCGAUCGAGGUGACCUUCUUAUCAGAGAAACUGGCAGUGGUGGGCGCUCGUGGCUUCUAUUCGCUCCCGUAGCUGGGGACCGCUUCUCUGCCCGAAGGGGAGACCAUAGGCGCGAAUUGGUUGUUAUGAUUAGAGGCUAUAAGGACGAAUGGUUUGAACUUUUGUCCCUAACGGCUGACAACGAAGAACAAGUACUGGACUGGCUGGAUAUGCUAGGAAAUACACCCAUCCCACCUCCAAUCCAAGAUUUAUCAUCAUUAAUACCCCAACCACUUGUUCCCUCGCCAAAGUCAGCAGCGCGCGAACUACCUCUGGGCGAGAGAAAGCAACAAAAAUUGACUAUCUCUCCAAGAACUACUAGCACCACCGAGAAGCUUCAAGGAGAACCAACUACCCCUACUUAUACCACAAGACCGACUUCUAGAGGCCAGAGUGAGGCAUCAACACCAUCUCCGGAGAGGACGCCGACUCAAAACGCAUAUUCAAGAACCAGGCAGGAUCCAUCCAAUACCCCGAGAGACGAAGGCCAUUCCCGAUCGUUUAGCGAUCCUGACUCUCUAACAUAUAAGAAAUCAUCUCCCAACAGCACACCUUACCGCGACGAUGGUGCACCACCCCCUCCUGUUCAUCGAACUUUUAAUAGCAACAAAAAGGCACCAGUCCUCUCGCCGCCUGCAGAUCAGAAUACGACACGUCUCAAACGCCGUACCUCUUCUCCAUUGAAGCACGAAUAUCACCCCUCGGAUAUUUCUUCUGAAGGCUCUACAACACCAACAUCUCUUUCAGAAGACGACUAUGAAUCCGUCUCUGACGAAUCGUCUGAUGACGAGCUCGAAGCGGUUGAUAUACCCGACACAAUGCCUGCUAUCAGCAUCAAAAAGGAUGCCAACGCCCUAACAGAGUCGACCGUCUCGGAGAGCACUGCUAGCAUUAUACCCCCAGUUCCAGUACCUCAAGUUGAAACCCCUAGUCAAGAAAGCAACCAACCCGAAUACGUCAUCAAAUCCGUUGCUUCUAUUUCUUACUGGGAUAACAAGCACGGACAUUGGCAGGAUCUUUGGCCAGACCUAUGUUCUAUCGUCACGACACCAGGUCUCAUCGAGGCGUAUCCUUACCGAAGAGCAAACCCAUCUUCUAGCAGCUCAGGACAAGAAGAGCGACCACUGAUUGCUCUAGACCUUACACCACUAGUCAUGUUACGAAACAGCACAGUUGUCGACUUAGAAAUCCGAUCACCUGUCCUAAGCUAUUCUAGGCUCUUUGAAAAGGUCGUUACUUACGAUACCUCUUUCUUCCGUUUCCGAGUCCAGUCUAUUCCCGAGUGCGAAUCUCUCUAUAUGGCGGUCCAUCGAGCCCGUAUGGAUAAUGCAAAGUACAAGGCGCUCGAAGAGGAAACACGAGUCAGAGCCUUUGGUCAAUAUCAGAACCAGGAAGUAGAAGGAGAUAGCAGCAGUCACCGUCGUAGCUGGUUUGGCCGAAAGAACAGCUAUCGCGCGUCAGCACGAGCCCCAUCCCAAUCAGCUGGUAGCUUAUCGCAAUCUUCGGGUAUUUCUGCGUCAUCCUUUUUACGAAAGCUAAUGGGAGGCGGUGAUCAAUCAUUCAACAUUGCUAUGUCCACUGUCGAUAGGCAAUCCCGCUUCGGAGGAGACGCAUCUCUAUAUACUUCAUCGUCAGGUACCCCGCCACGCUCACCUUCUGUUAGUGCUGCGAAUAGUGGCAGCGCUAAGGUGAGCCUCACGACAAAUAAUCUCAAGAUCCGUCUCCACUUGAUGGUGUCAGCAAGCAAGUGGGAGGAUCAUGGUAACUGCUUCCUCGAAGUGACAAGACCAGACCGAGGGACAAGACAAAACUUAAGAAAAUAUCAAGGCAUGGAGAAACGAAUUAUAGUUACAACAAUCCCGAAGAAGAACGCAGAUAAACCGACUAUCGUCCUAGAUGUCGUUCUGGGUAGUCAAUGUUUCAGCCAACUGGGCAGCAGAGGUGUCCUCAUCAACGUAUGGGAGGAAGUUAAGGACGAAAGUGGCCAGACAGGUGUUGCACCUCAAGGUGGAGGGAGUGGAGGAAACGUUCGCAAGUGGUGUUUCCAGUGCUCGUCGGUAGCAGAGGCGAGAUGGAUAUUUGGUCUCGUUACGCAGGAGGUUGUAAUUGGUUGAUUAUUGGUUGAUACCCUUUUCAUUUGGCGCAACUUCGACGUCAGGUUCUCCCUCAUAAAAUCUUGAUUUCCCUCAGGCUUAUUCGCACAGAUAAACUUUUUAUUUUAUUUUGUCAACAACACAAUUGAAUUUUUCGACAUCACGAGGUACCAGGCGAGGCGUCGGACAUAUAACAUUUGCAUCAUAACAUGUCUGGGGGGCAGACAUAGGGCGGGCGGUUAGCAUAAGAUGAGACGAAACGAACGGAUUUUGGCCAAAGGGAUGGCAAACGGGGGGCGGCUUGUUGCAUUUGCUAUUUUGUCGUUCUUGACUCAUCACAUUUGUUUUUUCUGCAAUAUCCCCCCACCCCGUUUUUGAGCUGUAUACAAAAUGUGGGCUAUGUACACAGCUUCACCAGAGACAUACAAAGAUACCUAAUGAUUAAA